GAGUAGAAUUAGAGAGAGAGAGAGAGAGAGAGAGAGAGAGAGAGAGAGAUGGAGUUGGAGGAGGAGAGAAAGAGAGGGAAAUUGAGGAGGAAACCCUGUUCAGCUGCCAUAUCCAAUCUCGAUGAUGGUACUCUCAUGCACAUCUUCAGCUUUCUCUCUCCUAUUCCAGAUCGGUAUAACACAGCCCUGGUUUGCGACAGAUGGCGGUACUUGGCAUGUCAUCCUCGACUAUGGCUUCGAGUUGAUCGUUCUCUUAAAGAAUCCGAAGCUGGCGUUUUCCCAAACAUUGACUCAGCUGUAGCUGCUGCAAGGCCUGGUGACACUAUUCUAAUUGCAGCUGGUGGUAUGCAUCUGGCUUCAAAUAUUCAAAUUAAAAAACCACUUUGCCUGAUUGGUGGAGGUGAGCUUCCUGAUGAAACUACCCUCAUAUGUUCUCGAGGUUCAGACAGCGCAUUGGAAUUAUUGUCCACCUGCAAACUGGCAAACCUAACUGUUAGGGCAGAACUCGGCUGCUGCUUGCUUCAUAGAAGUGGGAGGCUUACAAUUGAGAGGUGUGUGCUUCAAUGCGAAUCAAACCCCUUAGAUUUUUUAUCCUGUCCCAUUGUAAGCACAGCCACUGCAGACAACUUCUCUUCCUCAGUUAAGUACAAUAAAGACAGUGUUUCAGUUUCUCGAACUCGAAUUGAAGGCGGUGCCAAGGCUGUUUCAACGAGUGGCGACCUGGUAUUGCAGCGAGUUAGAGUAAUUUAUGCUCGAACUAAUCUCCUUUUCUGGUUUGAUAUGGAACCUGUAGUUGUAGUCUAAAAUUGUCCCUAUGUAACAUUAUCUAAUAAUUUACUCAUUUAAAAAAUUGUACCCUUAUUUAUGUCAAAAGUAUAUUAGGCCCUCUGUAACACUUAUGUCAGAUUUCAAGUGUAGAUAAAUAUUUUGUUUUUGUUGUUUGUUUUAAUGUCUUGGAAUGCUUCUUCA
Molecule: messenger RNA, 969 nt
Organism: Cannabis sativa
Lineage: Eukaryota; Viridiplantae; Streptophyta; Magnoliopsida; Rosales; Cannabaceae
Product: F-box protein SKIP5
Exons: 5
Coding region: 49-804 (251 amino acids)
Molecular function (GO): protein binding
Source: RefSeq, a predicted model, not a curated record